CAUCAGUACUCUUUCUUUUAGGGUUUGUGAGAUCGAAGAAAUCGGGCUUUCGCUAUCAAUUUUUUGAUAACAGUAUUUUACAGAAAAGUUGUUUAAGAGAGACCAGAAGUUCUGAAUACAUCAUCUAGGUAUGACUCAACCGGGCCAGAAUCCGCCGCAACAGCACCCAGUGGUGGAUAGCACUGGUCAAAUGAUUUAUAGUUCCCCUCCUAACACUGGUCCUCCUCAACAGCACCCAGUGGUGGGUAACACAGGUCAAAUUGCUUAUAAUUCCCCUCCUUACACCGGUCCUCCGCAACAGCACCCAGUGGUGGGUAACACAGGUCAUAUGGCUUAUAGUUCUCCUUCUUACACCGGUCCUCCACAACAGCACCCAGUGGUGGGUAACACAGGUCAAAUGACUUAUAGUUCCCCUCCGCAACAACACCCAGUGAUGGGUAACACAGGUCAAAUGACUUAUAGUUCCCUUCCUUACACCGGUCCUCCGCAACAGCACCCAGUGGUGGCAAACACAGGUCAAAUGGCUUAUCCUUCUUACACCAAUCCUUCUCAUUCUAGUACUCUAACCAGUUCAGUAAUCCCAUCUCAGCCUCAAGUUCAAGCUCUGCCGCCACCAUUCACUUCAGCUUCAACCCAACACCAUCUCGCCUACCAACAAGAACAAGAAAUUUUCCAAUCACAGCAACAACUACAACAUCAGGAAGAGCUUCAAGUCUUCUGGGAAAAACAAAUGCAGGAUAUUAAGCAGACAACCGAUUUCAAGAACCACAGCCUCCCUCUGGCUCGUAUUAAGAAAAUCAUGAAAGCUGAUGAGGAUGUCAGAAUGAUAUCAGCCGAGGCACCUGUAGUAUUCGCAAAGGCGUGCGAGUUGUUCAUCUUCGAGCUUACUAUGCGGUCCUGGUUACACACGGAAGAGAACAAGAGGAGGACCCUUCAAAAGAGCGACAUUGGCGCUUCGAUUUUGAAGACGGAAAUAUUUGAUUUCUUGUUGGAUGUUAUUCCCACGGAAGAGUUGAAAGAGGAAGAAGGGCUUGGUGGUGGUGCUAGUAGUAGUAGUGGUGUUAUUCCAAUGGAGAAUCAUCAUUUUCCUCAUCCUAUCAAUCCUUACUAUUAUCAUCAGAUGGGGUCCUCCUCGGGUAUGACGAUGGGUCAACCCGUUGACCAAUCAGCAAUGUAUAUGAUGGGUGGUCAUCAACAGCCAAUUAUUAAUAAUAAUAAUCCUGUUCUUCCUCCUCCCGAGCCUUUUAUGCCUUGGCCGCAUGAUCAGCAACAAGAGCUGCAUGAACAAAGUGAUAGUUGAUGAACAAGUAAGUAGUACUGAAUAAUAAGGUUAGUAGUAGUAGUCUCUGUAUUGGUUGGUUAAAGCUCUAUAAGUCAGUCAGUUUGUUUUUCACUUGUGUUGAUGAAACUAAAGCUCUCUCUACUUUUAGUACAAGGAAAACAAAUUUUUUACUGUACAACUGAGUCAUUAUCUGAUUCAACUUUGAAGA
Impatiens glandulifera is the source of this 1490-nucleotide messenger RNA. RefSeq names its product nuclear transcription factor Y subunit C-4-like. The transcript has 2 exons. Gene Ontology annotation, biological process: regulation of DNA-templated transcription. Gene Ontology annotation, molecular function: DNA binding; DNA-binding transcription activator activity, RNA polymerase II-specific; protein heterodimerization activity. Bases 131 to 1300 code for a protein of 389 amino acids. NCBI's taxonomy places the organism in Eukaryota, Viridiplantae, Streptophyta, Magnoliopsida, Ericales, Balsaminaceae. Gene Ontology annotation, cellular component: nucleus. The record is from RefSeq and is a predicted model, not a curated record.